Carya illinoinensis is the source of this 713-nucleotide messenger RNA. Its product is annotated as protein RADIALIS-like 5. The record is from RefSeq and is a predicted model, not a curated record. Gene Ontology annotation, molecular function: DNA-binding transcription factor activity. The transcript is spliced from 2 exons. The coding region runs from base 166 to 489 and encodes 107 amino acids. Lineage: Eukaryota; Viridiplantae; Streptophyta; Magnoliopsida; Fagales; Juglandaceae.
CAUCAUCCCUUGACUUCACAGUCUUCUCCCUUGACUGAGGCUGUUUCUGCUCUUCACUUUCUCUACAACAUUUCUCUCACUUUUCUUCAGGGCUAGCUCUUUCUAUUUUCUGUAAUAUUACUUACUCUGUUUAGCUAAAUUCCCAUUCAGGUUUCCAGCACAUAUAUGGCAUCAAGCCUUUUCAGUUCUUCAAGUGGUUCUAACUCCUCAUGGACACCAAAACAAAACAAGCAAUUCGAGCAGGCUCUGGCUUUGUACGACAAGGACACCCCAGACCGCUGGCAAAAUGUUGCAAAGGCUGUGGCUGGGAAAUCUGCAGAGGAAGUUCGUAGGCAUUACGAGGUUCUUGUCCAGGACCUGAUAAGCAUAGAAUCUGGCCAUGUCCCCUUGCCUAAUUAUAAAACCAGCACUGCAAAUACUGGGAGCAAUGGUACUAGACUAGGAUUUGGAGACGAGCCGAUCAGGCUCAUGAAGAACCUAAGGCUGUAAUGAAACCGAAGCAUGAACAUUGAUCGAGCAGUACACAUGUGGUCAUUUCCAGUAAUAGAAGGGAAAAAAGUAGUACUAUUUAUGCACAAGUACAGAAAAAGUAAGUCCUUGGCCCUGGUUAUAUGCCUUUAGCUAGCCCUAGCUGUACAAUGCUUCAAAUAAAAGGGCUUAAAAAGAAUGGAACUUUUAUGUUGUCAUCAAUAAAGUUGAAAUUAUCUUAAUAG